Molecule: messenger RNA, 795 nt
Organism: Pichia kudriavzevii
Lineage: Eukaryota; Fungi; Ascomycota; Pichiomycetes; Pichiales; Pichiaceae
Exons: 1
Coding region: 1-795 (264 amino acids)
Cellular component (GO): mitochondrion
Molecular function (GO): NAD(P)HX epimerase activity
Source: RefSeq, a predicted model, not a curated record
AUGUAUAGCACUAUAAAGACUAUUUUCACCUUAUUUCCCCUCUUGUUUGUUUCUUUCAUUGUUGAAAGACAACAGUAUACACAUAGAAACAACAUGUCUAUGAAACCGCUAUCUGCGAAAACAGCGGCUGCAUUAGAUGCAUCCCUCAUGUCCACUUUGGGGUACAAGCUCGAACAGUUGAUGGAGUUGGCCGGGUUAUCCGUUGCACAGGCCAUCUAUGCUGAUUACAAGCCGGACCAAUUCAGCAAUGUCCUUGUGCUAGUGGGUCCAGGGAACAACGGCGGGGACGGGCUCGUUGCGGCAAGACACUUGAAACUCUUUGGCUACAGGGAAGUUGCCGUAUACAUCCCGAAACAGGGCAAGAAUCCGUUUUACGCCAACUUGCAGACCCAAUUGAAGUCUUUUAACGUUCCAGUACACACUGGAGAGUUGAACAACGUCCUCAAAGGCAGAGACCUGGUUGUGGAUGCGUUGUUUGGGUUUUCGGGCAAGCCUCCCUUGAGAGAGCCUUUUAACUUGAUUAUUGACGAAAUUGUAAAGCUGCAGAAAAGGGAAAACGUCAAGUUGUUUGCCGUGGACGUGCCAAGUGGCUGGGAUGUUGACGAGGGCCCAGUGUCGCAAGAGUACAUGCCCGACGCUUUGAUCAGCCUAACUGCUCCCAAGCCGUGUUCGGCGAAGUUGGCGCCUCAUGUGAAGCAUUACCUUGGUGGCCGCUUCAUCAGCAAGGAAAUUGCUGAGAAAUGGAACUUUGAUGUUCCGCAAUACCAGGGUGUCGAUCAGUUCGUCAGGUUAUAA